CCAUGGUUGUGUUGCUGGCAUCCCUGCUUGGCCGUUGCAGUGCGAACGAAAACGACGAUCCACCGAGGUUAAAACCUAGCCACGGGUACAUGUACACGCUGCAGCCAUUCUACACGUACGUUCAGAAUUCCGGCCCGUGGCACGCGUUCUACGCUAUCACGCCGUACACCUACUUCAACAUCAAACCGACGGCGUUCUACGGAUGCUUCACCAUCCCGAAACUCAUCUCUACCGACGAGUACCUGAAAGAUUAUCACUACAUAGAGAUCGGACCGCUCAAAGGACGCAAGAGGAUCAACCCUAAAGUUGGCAGAGCCCUCGCUCUACGCAUGAUCGGCAUAAUGUUUACGUAUCGAGCCCACCGCUGCAACUGUCGGCAUUACACGGAUUAUCUGCUCUACGGAACGACUUACGGGACACCUGCGGACCUUGCCUACCAGACUAUAAGUGCUGACUGUCCCUUGUACUACCCGUUGACAUCAAAAACCAACGUCUGGGACGAAGAUUUCACACUCCAGGACUAUUAUGGCAAUAAAAUCAAGUUGGGAAAACCGCCACAGAAAGAACAGAGCGUGCGUCGGCCUAGAUCGAGAUCAAAAUCAGGGUCAAUAUCAGGAUCAGAGUCAGGAUCAGAAUCGGGAUCAGAAUCGGGAUCAGAGUCGGGAUCAGAUUCUGAUGCGUAUUCAGUAUCAGCAAAAUCCCCAUAGCAUUGAUCGUUAAAUCUUAAGAGA
Messenger RNA from Bemisia tabaci, 731 nucleotides. RefSeq lists its product as uncharacterized. Lineage: Eukaryota; Metazoa; Arthropoda; Insecta; Hemiptera; Aleyrodidae. The record is from RefSeq and is a predicted model, not a curated record.